AUGUCUUCCCUAACCGUCCGUCCCGCCACCCCAGCAGACAGCGACGCCAUCGCAAACAUCCACUAUCAAGCUCUCAGCGCCUACAACGAAUUCUACGCCGCCUUCUUCGAGCGUCAUCCCCGAGAUCUCAUCCCGCUCGCCACGCGCAACGGGCUUAAGAACCCGGCGCAGCACUUCUCGGUCGCCGAAGAGGCGGGGGAUGUUGUGGGGUUUAUUCGGUACAAGGAGCCGAACUCGAACGCGAGCGGCGGCGGUAACGUCAAUGCAAAUGACAAGCCUCAGCCUCAGCCGCCGUCUGUUUGGACAAUCAAAGAACACAUGAAGGAUUUUUGGCAAUGGUUUGAUAAACGCAGUGAGGAGAUAGAUGCGGCCAAGGAUAAAGUUCUGGAGGGGAAAGAUCACUUUGAGGUGAUGCAUAUCAUGGUGCACCCAGACCACCAACGAAAAGGUAUUGGUGGCCUUCUUCUAAAGACUGUCCUCGAUAAAGCCGACGCAGCGAAUCUUCCAACCACCAUCACUUCAUCAAUGGAAGGUUAUGGUCUUUAUAAAAAGUACGGCUUCGAGAGUUUGGGUACUUGGCCAAUUGACAACGAAGAAUGGGCGCACAAGAUCGCAGAGCAUGAGAAAAACAUCGGAUAUACGAAUGGAGUCAUCGGCCUCGAGGAUAAAUGCAAAGGCAUGCACGAGAGUGAAGAUAGCAUGAUCCGGCAGCCCAAGAUCCGAACAUGA
This is a messenger RNA of Fusarium coffeatum, 729 nucleotides long. RefSeq lists its product as uncharacterized. The coding region runs from base 1 to 729 and encodes 242 amino acids. Gene Ontology annotation, molecular function: acyltransferase activity, transferring groups other than amino-acyl groups. Lineage: Eukaryota; Fungi; Ascomycota; Sordariomycetes; Hypocreales; Nectriaceae. The transcript has 2 exons. The record is from RefSeq and is a predicted model, not a curated record.